Messenger RNA from Phyllopteryx taeniolatus (common seadragon), 3656 nucleotides. RefSeq lists its product as uncharacterized. Lineage: Eukaryota; Metazoa; Chordata; Actinopteri; Syngnathiformes; Syngnathidae. Gene Ontology annotation, molecular function: RNA polymerase II CTD heptapeptide repeat phosphatase activity. The record is from RefSeq and is a predicted model, not a curated record. The coding region runs from base 107 to 2896 and encodes 929 amino acids. The transcript has 6 exons.
CAAGCAAGUCAUUUGGACUUUUGAGUCUGUGUGAUCCCGAGUUAAGAGCCAGACCUUCCAUGGUAUGGUGCACAGACACUGAACUGGAAAAAGAAAAGGCUUUGUGAUGUAUUUGGAAGAAAGUGAGCAGAGGGAUGCCUCCGGAGAAGCGACGCUACCGACUGACAGCAUGCUUACAGAGCAAUGCCAGGUUGCCAAGUUAACAGAAGAUAAUGGAAGUGCUGAACUUGAUGGUAAUGCCCUUGUAGAACUUUCUGAACAGCUGGUUGCCGAUCGAGAAGUUAGCCCUUCCAGACUUUGCAUGGAACAUUGUAACAACUACGAAGGUAAGGGAGACUCUGAGAGAGCUGACCAUUAUUCAGAAUUUGGCAGCAUUCUAGAAUGCGUCACAAUCCAUGAUAAGACUUUCAGGUUAAGCCAACCAUUAGAAGGAUGGUACUGGAGACCUUCCAGGACCUUUGAGCCCUGUGUUAAUCAUAGUUCAGCUCACAAUGGUAGUCCCUGCUACACAGAACAACAACAACACAUAUUCCAACAGCCUGAGCCCACCCAUCACUCGUUUGAGUAUUUGGACUUAGCGGUAUAUAAAUCAGACGUAAACUCUGAGCAGGGUGAAACCUGCAGUUGUACGUCUGAAUACAUAGAGCAGCUGGAGUUAUCACAACAAUACAAUCCCUCUGGUAUGCAGUACAAGUGCCUUGAAUGUGAGCCAGAAACAUCGACUAAAGACUGUGAGAAACACGAGAUGACUGGUUUCGUACCCGACGCUUCUGAGUCAGCGGAUGAAUCGGACUGUGAUACAGAACACAGUGAGUACGAUGACAUCCAAAAUCAAAGCAUGGCAGCAGAUGACAAUGAUGAGCGAGGGUAUUUGUCAGAUAGUAGGCAGGAAAGGGGCAGUGAUGACGAGCCUUGUACUGUCUCAGAAGACGUUAACUGCUUACAUCGAAGAGCACUUAUGCAAGUUUACUUUGAUGAAAAUGAGGGACUUAUCAGGGCCACAGAUCACUUGAACACAAGGGGAGAUGAAGACUUAAAUGAAACAAGUCAGACAUCAGAGCAGAACGACUCCGACAAGACAUUUGUAGGGUUCUUUAUGGAAGAAGACUCCUCAGAUGGCUCUUCUUCUGAGAGUAAAUCCUUCAAGACUUGUGCAGAUGAAUCCGAAAACAGCUUGGAUUCAUUAGGAUCCGAAUAUGAAAAAGAGACUCAGGAAUAUUCAAGUGAUGAGCAGACCCAGUGGGAAUCAUUUGAUGAUGAUGAAGAACAAUGCAACAUCACAGAGCGUGUUCACGAUGAAAAGAAAACAUCUAACUUUGUCCUUGAAGAUUACUUUGAUUUGUUUGAUAGAGGUGACUAUUAUGGUCCUAGUUUUACACAACCACAACAUUACAUCUCUUGCUUUGAUGGAGGAGACAUCCAUGAUUGCCUGUAUCGUGACCAACUAAAGGCCAAGAAACAACCACAAAAUGCGUAUAAUGUCCCAGAAAUGAAUCCACAAAUGAAUGACACAUGUUUUUACUCUUCAGAAAAAGAUCUUGGAGGUGUUUAUGGUUGUGAUUCAAGUCUGAGAAGUGAGUCAGAGGCCCGACCAGAAAAAUGCAAAGCAGAACAUGAACUUGAUGGUGAUAGUUAUGAGGAGACUAAUGUAAAUGGUGCCCAAACUUGUAAUGUUACGGAAUUAAUGAAUGUACCAUAUGUUCAAAACAUCCUUAUCAAAGGUGACACAUCUGAUGAUAUUUCGAGAGUGGAAACUGACAACAAAGAGCCUAGCAAAGAACCACCUAACAUAUCUUACUCCCAGGAAGCUAUGUUCCGUGCCUGUUCCGAGAAGGAGUCAUAUUGGUCACUGAGGGAACGUGAACAUGAGACUCUUGAAUUGAUUGAGGAAUACUACACAUCUCAAAUUAAAAGCCUUCAGAUGACAGCAAAACAAUCCUUGAAUGGCUUUGUUGUUCUGAAUGAUAGGAUGAUCAGUGCAAGAGCUUCAUCGUGGAGUAAAGAUCAUUCAGUUGCAUCCCAGAGCAAGAGUGAGUUUCAACAUGCUCAAGCGCAUGCCGUCUGUCCUGAAGAAAGUCAAAUCGGUAAAGUGAAUGACUAUUGCUUUGUGAGAGGAGAAAGGGCGAACUCAAAUGAAGAUUCCGGUUCAACUGAAAUCUCGAGACAAGUACGGGCAGAUAUCAUUCACAGCAUCGUCAACUACGACAAGACCGAAGAAGGGGACGCUCUCGCACGGAACAGAUGGACCGAGGACUCGGAGGAUGAGAGCUGUGAUAGUGACGCUGAUGAACUUUGUGACUGCGAGUACUGCAUACCGCCAAAUACACAGGUACCAACGAAAGCACUGCUACCACAACUGAAAUCCCAUGAUACAGGGAAGAUCUGUGUGGUCAUUGACUUGGACGAAACCUUAGUACACAGCUCUUUCACGCCAGUGAACAAUGCUGAUUUCGUCACUCCAGUGGACAUUGAUGGAACAAUUCACCAGGUUUAUGUAUCAAAGAGACCCCACGUAGAUGAAUUCCUCAGGCGAAUGGGAGAGAUGUUUGAAUGUGUUUUAUUCACCGCAAGCCUCUCAAAGUAUGCAGAUCCUGUGUCAGAUGUCUUGGACAAAUGGGGAGCUUUCCGAAGCCGUCUCUUCAGGGAGGCAUGCGUCUUCCACAAAGGGAAUUAUGUCAAAGAUUUGAGCCAUUUAGGGAGAGAUCUCAAUAAAGUCAUCAUCAUCGAUAACUCCCCAGCCUCCUAUAUCUUCCACCCAGACAAUGCGGUUCCUGUCGAAUCCUGGUUUGAUGACACAUCAGAUAGCGAGCUCCUCGAUCUGAUCCCCUUUUUCGAAAGGCUAAGCAACGUGGACGACGUCUACGAUGUGCUCAAGGAGCAGAGAUCUCUUGGAUGAAAGGAAUCGCCAACAUCAGAUUGUUGCCUUCAACUUUCUCACAAGCCGCAUGUUUGCAGAGCAACUUGGAAUUUGUUUGAAACAAGGACCCAAAAAGCACAAGUCAAGAGCUGACGUUUGUCCUUUUGCGUUGGGGCCAAGUGGGGGGCAGUGACCCACCAGUUCCAACAGAAUGGGGGGGGGAAAAAACGGAAAUGUGUGCGGCUCCGUAGCUGUGUCAUUUGAAAUGGGGUGUGCUGCAAGACGUUAUUGCAAGACAAUGACUCUAUGCUAACACAUGCUUUGGAGAGCAAUUUGCAGUGAAGCUAAUAAUUGCAGUACAAUUUAUUUUUGUGAUUAGAAAUGUUUGUACAAUUUUAUAAUGCCUUCAAAGUUCAACACCAUAAAACAGAUUAUUCUGGACCUUCUCUGGACAUAUAAACAGCUAAAUAACUGACUGUUAUUUUUAACAGAAUUACAGAUAGGAAUUUACCCAUGGAAGAAUGGCGAAACGACUUUGUACUUACUUUACAGUAUAUAUUAUGUAAAAUGUUUUCACUGUUGUUAAUUUUUAAUGUUGUGUCUGGGAAAAUAAUCAUGUGUGAUGUUCAAGUGUCCAGGAGGAAGCUGGCCUUUACUGAUUGUGAUACUCGUGUAUGAAAUAACUGUGUGAUUUUUUUUUUUAAAUCAGGCUGUGAAUACCUUCAUAAAAAGACUUUACAUGAAGAAAUCCUUUCUUGCAAUCAUUUUGAAAUUAUGAUCAAAUAAAAAAACAGCUUCA